Messenger RNA from Paralichthys olivaceus (Japanese flounder), 2306 nucleotides. It is a transcript of the gene gal3st1b, whose product is annotated as galactose-3-O-sulfotransferase 1b. The record is from RefSeq and is a predicted model, not a curated record. Lineage: Eukaryota; Metazoa; Chordata; Actinopteri; Pleuronectiformes; Paralichthyidae. Gene Ontology annotation, cellular component: membrane. Gene Ontology annotation, biological process: myelination; galactosylceramide biosynthetic process. Gene Ontology annotation, molecular function: galactosylceramide sulfotransferase activity.
AAAACAAAGGGUUUUACUCCACCACAGGACUGCUAAUGCUGUCAUCUGCAGGUUUUAAUCAUGUUUGGCAUCAACGGACACAAGUGCACACAUGGAGUACAAGGGUUGAUUCUGUGGGUUUUAUUGACCAACAUCAUGCUGCUGCUCUACUGCUUAACAAACCCAGCCCAAGUGAAGAUGAGGGGCUCCCAAGAAGACACGUGUCCACACAGCAUGGCUAAAAAUCUUAAGGAAAAUGUGACCAAGCCUUCUCAACGCAGCAAACCCCAGUCAGACGAGUGCUCCCCUGCAGUCAACGUCAUGUUCAUGAAGACACAUAAAACUGCCAGUAGCACCAUCCUCAACAUCCUCUUCAGAUUUGGAGAAAAGCACAAGCUCAAGUUUGCCUUCCCCAAUGGGCGCAAUGACUUCCUGUACCCAUUGCCUUUCCAGAGCUCCCAGGUGAAGGACUACAGGCCUGGGGAUUGUUUCAACAUUGUUUGCAACCACAUGCGCUUUGCCCCCCAAGAAGUAACCAAGCUCCUGCCUCCCGAUGCUGCGUACAUCACCAUCUUACGAGACCCGGUGGAUCUCUUUGAGUCGUCCUUCCACUAUUAUCACAGGGCGGUUCCUCUUACAUGGAGAAUCACUGGAGAGAACAAACUGGUGGAGUUUCUGAAGAAUCCUCAGACCUUCUACAGGCCAGAGGCCUACAAUUCAUUCUACCUUAAAAACCUGCUCUUCUUUGACUUUGGUCUUGAUAACAACGUUGAAGCUGAUGAUCCUGGUGUGAUGAGGGGUAUUCAUCACUUAUCCAAAUUUUUCCAUUUGGUCCUCAUGGCAGAAUACUUUGAGGAGUCUCUAAUCCUGUUGAAGCAUAAACUCUGUUGGAGCACCGAGGACAUUAUAUAUUUUAAGCUCAACGCUCGCAAGAAGUCAUUUGUAUCUGAACUGACCCCUGAGCUCAGAGCCAAAGCGUUGGAGUGGAAUGGGGCUGACUGGAGACUCUAUCAGUACUUCAACACCACCUUCUGGGCCAGAGUGGAGUCCUUUGGGAGGGAGAGAAUGAAACAAGAGGUAGAUGAGCUGAGGAGAAGAAAUGCAGAGAUGGAGGCUAUUUGCAUCGAGGGAGGGAAUCCAGUCGAAGCCCAAAAGAUUCAGGACAGUCACUUCCUGCCCUGGCAGCCGGUCGGAGAGUCUUCCAUCCUGGGGUACAACAUGAAGAAAGACAUCGAUCCUAAAUUCAGGACACAGUGUGAGAAAAUGCUCACACCUGAGAUCCAGUACCUGUCAGACUUGGGUGUGAGUCUGUGGCUCACUCGACUAUGGGGUUGGGUAAAAGAUGCUGUUUUCACAUUUAACUGAAACUGAUACAUUUAUAACUAGACUACAGUAACCCAGUGACAUGUACACGAUUCCUAUUGUAACAAAUGUUUUCCUGUUAUUUAAGUACAGUUUGCAAGUUUUUUUUUGAAUGAUACCUCCAUAAUGUUAAUUACGGCUGGAUUACAGUGAUCUCAGUGACCCUCACUCAUCAUCUAUUGACCCUCAACUAAUUCUCACAUUUUGUUGUCAAUUUUAAAACAUACAUCUUUGUUGUUCACUGCAAGUACAAAUGUUUCUGACUCUUUUUGUUUUUUUGGACUCAUGGUGCUAAUUUAAUGUUGAGCCAACAUUGAGAACAGGAAGUGACUGAAACCACUGAGCCACUGGCUGUGGCUGUGAAGUUGUGUUAUUGUGCCAUCUAAAGGCCUGAGACUUUAUUGGAGUCGUUUGCGUUGCGUUUGAACUGUUGUGGUCUAGCUUGACCCUGUUGCUGUCGUGAACAUAUCGUCAUUGUUGACAGUAUUAAUGGUUUCACAUGGCGAGCAAAAAACUUCAAUUCAGGCAUGAGACAUUCAGUUUGGCCACUUUUCACAAAACCUCACCUCCCCCACCUUCUCACAAACUGAAGAUGAGUAGUCUUUCCUCUUUGUCAACACACUAACUUUACUUGUCUUAGUAAUGUUGGUUUUGGUUGUAUGUUUUAACCUUAUAUACAGUCUAUGGUUUUAACUCAGGAAAUGCAGACACAUGACAAAUCAACUUGUGGUACAAGCGUCACUGAUAUAUCCACCCUACACUAAAGCUGCACUAAAAACAAAUGAAGUUGAACCAUCAAGAUGAGCUUUUUCUUUUCUAUUUUUAUGAGUCAUGUGAUUUUAACUUUUGGUGAUCUCCAAACUGCAAAUGUAUGAACAACCACUGUUAACCCAUCGUCUGUUUACUAAUUUUAGUUGAAAAGAAAUACUAUUUGACUUAAAUAAAGAUGACAAAUGAAGCCUUCA